UAUAACGGAUCAGGGAUGACAAAGAGAAUGGGAUACCGAGACUGGAGAUGGCUGGCUCUUUGGUGGCAUAAUUUCUUUCUCUUGUGGAGUACAAUAGACAGCCAGACUCGCUACACCAUCUCGGAGGAACUGAAACAGGGCUCUGUGGUGGGAAAACUAGCUAAAGAUCUGGGUUUGGGACUCUCUGAGGUUUUUGACCGUAAGCUGCGUGUCGCCUCUGAGGCUGGUAAGCAGUAUUUCAAUGUGGAUGCGGGGAAGGGCGAGCUGGUCGUGAAUGAGAGAAUAGACAGAGAGACUUUAUGCGGACAAAGCGCCAGCUGCGUUUUACCUCUGCAGGUUGUCAUUGAAAACCCGUUACAGUUGCACCGUAUUGAGGUGGAAAUACGCGACAUAAAUGACAAUUCACCUAGUUUCUUAACAAAGGAGCUCACAUUGAAAAUAGCAGAAUCGACAGUUGCGGGCAUGCAUUUUCCUCUGGAGAGCGCAGAGGACCCAGACGUUGGAAGCAAUUCGCUCAAGUCCUAUACUAUUAGUAAAGAUGACUGUUUCAGUUUAAAAGUAAACGAGCUUCGUAAUGGAAGAAAACUCCCUGAACUGGUCAUAGAAAGAGCACUUGAUAGAGAGAAAAAAUCUGUCCAUCAGCUGCUGUUAACAGCGUUAGACGGAGGGAAUCCCGUCAGAUCCGGGACUUCACAGAUAACUAUCAUAGUGCUUGAUAACAAUGACAACGUUCCCCUAUUUGAAAACAAUGUAUAUAAAGUGUCCAUGAACGAAAAUAGUCCAAAGGGUACCUUCAUGGUUAAACUUAAAGCGACGGAUAACGACGAAGGACAAAAUGGUGAGGUAAAAUAUACAUUUGGUGAGCGUACACCCGAGUCCGUGCUUUCCACAUUUGAUAUUAAUCCAGUUACGGGGGAAAUGUUUUUGAAAGGUGAAUUAGAUUCUGAAAGCGCUGCAAAUUAUGAAAUUGAUGUAGUUGCUAAAGAUGAAGGUAUUCCGGAGAUGGAAGGACACUGUAGCGUGCAGGUGGAAGUAAUAGACUUAAACGACAACCCUCCAGAAAUUGUCCUCACCUCCAAACCGAGCCCGGUGCGCGAGGACGCUCCUAGAGGCACGGUAGUGGCUUUGAUCGGUGCCCGGGACCGAGACUCCGGGAAUAACGGUAAAGUAACAUUACAACUUCCAAAAGGCCAUCCUUUCAGUCUGAAACCGUCCUUUUCUAAUAAUUACGCACUGGUCACCAGCGGUGUUUUAGACCGAGAGAGCUUCUCAGAGUAUAAUAUUGAGAUAACAGCCACUGAUUCAGGCUCCCCUCCACUGACUACCAAGAAAACUAUACCGGUCAGCAUCAUUGAUGUCAACGACAACCCCCCUAAAUUCACUCAGCCUUCCUACAAUGUAUUUUUAAAAGAGAAUGGACCACCAGGAUCCAUGUUAUCAUCAGUAUCUGCAUCUGACCUGGAUUUCGGAGAUAAUGCCAAGAUUUCUUACUCCAUCUUAGACUCCAAAGUGCAGGACGUGUCUGUAUCCUCCUAUGUGUACAUUAACUCUGACAACGGCAGCAUCUACAGCAUGCACUCGUUUGACUAUGAGAAACUGAAGGUGUUUCAGAUUCUGUUGCAGGCCAAGGACCACGGCUCUCCCUCUCUGAGCAGCAACGCCACAGUCCAUGUUUUUAUCCUGGACCAGAACGACAAUGCCCCCGCUGUUAUUUACCCCUCCGCUGCCCUGGGCUCGCUCUCUCACCAGAAGAUGCCCCGCUCCGCUAAAGCAGGCUGCCUGGUUACUAAGGUAACGGCCGUGGACGCAGACUCGGGCCAUAACGCCUGGAUCUCGUAUAGGCUGGCUGAGGCCACAGACACGUCUCUGUUCAGUGUCAAUCUUUACACGGGGGAGGUGAGGACUAAACGCGCUGUGUCCGAGCAGGACGACUCCUCUCAGAGGCUGCUUAUAGAUAUACAGGACGACGGGGUGCCAGUCCAGUCCGCCACAGUCACAUUGGCCAUACUGGUAGAGGAUGGGCUCCAUGAACCCAUCUCGGAUCUCCGGCAGAAAGCGCCAGAGCCUAGCAAGAAAAGCGGGAGAAUCGCGCUGUAUUUGAUCAUCUCUCUGGCCUCGGUGUCCGUGCUGUCUCUGGUGACCUUCAUCAUCUUAGCAGUCAAGUGCGUUAGAAACAGCAGGAGCAGCGGUAGUUGCUGCAUGAGACGGGACGACUUGGACGGCUACAAGAACCCCAACAGAAACCUGCAGAUCCAGCUCAACACUGACGGGCCAAUUAAGUACGUGGAGGUCCUGGGAGGGGAUAUGUUGUCUCAGAGUCAGUCCUUCAGGUCCUGUCUCUCUCCCAUGUCAGAGUUCAGUGAUUUCACCUUCGUUAAGCCCAGCAGCACCACUGAUUUUAAGGAGAUGAUCAACGUCCUAGACGCGUCUUUACCCGACAGCGCCUGGACCUUUGAGAGCCAACAGGUGAGCGGUGAGCUGUACCAUUGUAAUGAUUAUGAUUCCUGA
Messenger RNA from Salvelinus namaycush (lake trout), 2508 nucleotides. RefSeq names its product protocadherin gamma-C5-like. NCBI's taxonomy places the organism in Eukaryota, Metazoa, Chordata, Actinopteri, Salmoniformes, Salmonidae. The transcript has a single exon. Gene Ontology annotation, cellular component: plasma membrane. Gene Ontology annotation, molecular function: calcium ion binding. The record is from RefSeq and is a predicted model, not a curated record. The coding region runs from base 16 to 2508 and encodes 830 amino acids. Gene Ontology annotation, biological process: homophilic cell-cell adhesion.